AUGGACCGCGAACAGAGAAAGCAAAGCUUCAAUAUAAGGGAGCCUGGUACCUGCGACACCGGCUUCGUGUUCUACAGCUGCCAGGACGGAUUCGUCGGCUGUUGCGCCGUGGAGGCGUGUAACCCGGGAGGAUGUCCCGACGACGCUUUGCCGUCGAAUACCGAAGGGGGAGAGGGCGUCUCGAGUACUACCACCACAUCGCCACCAGAUGGCGGGACUAAGACGCAGACGGUUACUCUGGAUAUCACAACUACCUCGACCAUUACCUCUGACAGCAGCAGCCCGAAGUCGUCAGCACCAUCACCAACAGCAACAUCGGAUUCCGCAACCGGGGGAAUCACACCACCGCCCUUACUGCCCCCGUCCUCAUCCUCAACCCUCAACGCACAAACAUCCCCGACCUCAGCUCUCCCGCAGACAGACACUCCACCACCGUCAACGCCUCCCCUGUCCACGGCCGCGAUAGCCGGUAUAUGCGUAAGCAGCACCGUGUUCGCCCUGACCGCGCUGUUUAUCGCCGGGCUGCUCAUCCGUCGCCGCCGCAUCGCGAAGCGCGUCGCUGCGGAGUCGCUGCCUAACUCACCGUAUGUAGACGAGCCGGAGCAGUUUAUGAUGGAUCAUCCGGCGUGGAGGGGCCAGGAGCAGGGGGUUUUUAGGGGGGUUAGUGAGUUGCCGUAG
This is a messenger RNA of Daldinia childiae, 678 nucleotides long. RefSeq lists its product as uncharacterized. NCBI's taxonomy places the organism in Eukaryota, Fungi, Ascomycota, Sordariomycetes, Xylariales, Hypoxylaceae. The record is from RefSeq and is a predicted model, not a curated record. The coding region runs from base 1 to 678 and encodes 225 amino acids. The transcript has a single exon.